AUGUGCAAGCAUGGUGAAAGCAGCCGGCGGCAAACGACAGUAAACUCCCGGCCAAAGCCGGCAGACAAGCACAAGUUUCGUCGGCAGUUUGCCCCAGAAAUACGGGCAGACCAGUCGCCAAACUCAGACGGCUUGAGGCUUCCUGGGACUCCUGUCGUUCUUCCGUCGUGGCCAUACGAAAGAGCUUCGGAGGAGAUACGAAGCCCGACGAGCCCGCACGCCUUGGUGCCUCCGCUGGCACGAAAGCGCCUUGCGUGGGCUCGGGCUGCGACUGAAGACGUGAUUUGCUGCUCUCCCUGUUCUCCCUGUGCUUUGUCGCCUGCUCCACCAUCGCCCUCGCCGCGAUCCUCACCUUCGCCCCAUUCACGAUCUCCUCAGGCAGCCAAGCUCUCGCCACUGAAAACUCGUGCUCUUUCCGUGGACACGUGCUUUGUGUCGAGCUUCGUCCGAGUCCACACCCCAAGUAGCGAUGGUGAAAGCAGACAUGAUCCUCUUACAGUCACGGAAGUAUCCUCGCAGGAAAGCCGCGGGCAGGAUUUGCAAGACAGCAUUCGACGCCGCAGCCAGCAUCUGCGCUCACGGCUGCAAAAGGCGGUGGCAUUGCAACGGCUAUGCGACGAAGAAGGAAUACCAAACGACUUUGCUGUCAAAGCACCUGCUGCGAGAAGAGCACGUCGAGCUCGGUCCACCUUCCAUUUCACCAUUGAUGGACGGCCAGUGAGCCAGGGGGAACGAGAACAAUGGGAUGCAGCUUUCGCGAAGUUCGCGAGCGAUGGCGAGAUCCAUGUGGAUGACUUGAGAAGGGCCUUGCAGCUGUGCGGCUUCUGCGACGUGAGGGAAGCGGCUUUGCAGGAGGCGCUUAAGGACUGUACUGCCUACAAUACCCUCGACAAAGGGGAGUUCGAGAGCUUUGUGUGUCGCUUCGAUUGCGGCCUUCAUGGAACAUACAAGAUGGAAUUCGGGCAGCUGGAUCCAUGCAGUGCCGGCACGAUCGAUGCUGGUCAGUUGGAACAUCUGCUGAAGCGAAUUGGACAGCCUGUUCGCAGAUUUGUGUUAGAUGAGCUUGUGAGCGAAGUGAACGGUGACGGGUAUGGACACGUCGACUUUGAUGGAUUUCUCAAGGUCCGCCACUUGAUAAAGAAGCGUGAGGGUUUUGCCGCAAGAGAACUGGACCUUUUCUCCCAAGUCUUCGAGCACUUCGACCGUGAGAAGACGGGCUUCAUCAGCCAAGAAGAGUUCGCCAAUGCACUCGCGUGGCUGGGUUUUCCUGACAGCUUCGCUGAACUCCAUGUGGAAAGGAGGGAUGGCAGGCUCAGCGAGAACGAAUUCCUCCGGUGCCUGUGGAAAGUGCACAGCCAUGAGACGGCACUGGUGGAAAGGUUCUUUGAAAGCCGCGAUGCCCUUGGUGGAAGGAGCGCUAUCAACAAGCAGCUGCGUUCAGGUGAGGAGCUCGUUACCCUGAUCCACGGCCUGGGUUAUUCCCCUUCGCCCCAGGCGGUCCUUAAUGCCAUGGCUCAGACUGGCCUGUUGGUGGACUGCAGCCUUGAGGCAGCAACUGCCCAGGCCUUUCUCCGCUCAGUGCCGCUCGACAUCGGAGUGGAUGAGGUGUGCAGACUUCUAAGCAGCCUGCGAUCCUGCGAUGGCUUCACCGACUCCGAGAUGCGCAAUCUGAGGGAGGCCUUCAGCUUCUAUGCCAAGAGCAAGAAGGACGCAAUUUGGGCCCCAACUGUUUGCAAGGCCUUGCGGUGGCUCGGGCAUCCCCUGCCCUUGGACGACGUCCUCCGACUUAUCGGCGAGGUUGAUGUUGAUGGGACCGACAUGUUGGACUUCAAGAUGUUUGUGAAGGUAACUCGUAAAUGCAAAGAGAAGGAGCAAAGAAGGGCAACGGAAAUGUUUCGUUGCCUCGACAUGGACCAUGUGGGCUUCCUUGACGACUCGGAGCAAUGCCAAGCUCUGGAGAGCUUGGGUUGUUUGGAUGAGAAUGGGCAGCCGCCGCCUCGCUCUGCAGGAGAGCGCAACGGCGCCGACCUUUCCACCUUUCUGAACAUCAUCGAGAGGUUCAAGAUGUCGUCGCGGGCCACCAGCCGCGAACACCAGGGCUACGGCUUCCAAGAGGUUGCGGAGCUCAGAAAAAUCUUCCACAACUCAGACAGGAAUGGGAAUGGCACGAUGUCAAGAAGCCAGCUGGCGCGAGUUGUGGAGCAGCUGUUUCCUCGAUUGGCCCACACGAUCGAGUUUCGCCCUGUGCUUACCCAUCUAUUUGAGACCGCCGACCAGGAUCACAACGGGUCGCUCGACUUUCUCGAAUUUGUUUCCAUGGUUCGCCAGAUCUCGGACCACGAGAACGAAAAGGAGGCCAUUGAGGACCUCGGCUUCUCCCAGGCGGAAGCGAACCAAUUUCGGGAGCUCUUCAUGACCACAGAUGAGGCCGGAAGGCAUCUGAGGGCCUAG
Symbiodinium sp. CCMP2456 is the source of this 2451-nucleotide messenger RNA. Lineage: Eukaryota; Dinophyceae; Suessiales; Symbiodiniaceae. The record is from the annotation of a GenBank genome assembly.